AUGGGGCGAGCCACGGCGGGCAGCGCGCGGCGGUCCCGGAGGGGCAGCGCGGCCACUGCUGCCUCGGCGGGCGGGAACCGGAGGGGCCGAGGGAAAGCAGCGGGGGAACCCUCGGCUGGGUCGAGGACGCAGACACAACCCUCAGGUUCUGGAGCCUUCGAUCUCGGGGCGCAGAGUGGGCGCUGGGCCGCUUUCCAGGAGAGGCACCGGCUGAGCAGCGAGGAGGCGGCGCGGGUGCUGCUGGACGCUUAUGAGUACAGAGGUCUGGUCAAACACUCAGGAGGCUGUCACUGUGGAGCUGUUCGCUUUGAGGUCUGGGCUUCAGCAGAUCUCCAUGUUUUUAACUGCAAUUGCAGCAUUUGCACAAAGAAACAGAACAGACACUUCAUUGUCCCAGCAUCACGUUUCAAGCUGCUGAAGGGUGCUGAUAAUUUGACAACAUACACCUUCAACACACACAGUGCUCAGCACACGUUCUGCAAGACCUGUGGUGUUCAGAGCUUUUAUACUCCUCGUUCAAAUCCAGAUGGUUAUGGAAUAGCUCCCCAUUGUCUGGAUGAUGGCACUGUGCAGACUGUUGUCACAGAGGACAUCAAUGGCAAAGAAUGGGAGAAGGCAAUGAAGGAACACAAGACCAUCAGAGACAUGUCAAAGCUGUGACACACCUUUCCAGCAGCUGAACUGGGAACACUGCCAUGGAACUGUUAUCUAGGAUUUCCUGGGAGGGGGCUGGCAAAGUUAAUCUCUACAUAAUGGUUACUAGUUCUCUGUUUCUUAAAUAAAUCUUCCUAUGCUGCCUGUCUCAUU
Molecule: messenger RNA, 807 nt
Organism: Calypte anna (Anna's hummingbird)
Lineage: Eukaryota; Metazoa; Chordata; Aves; Apodiformes; Trochilidae
Gene: CENPV
Product: centromere protein V
Exons: 5
Coding region: 1-660 (219 amino acids)
Molecular function (GO): carbon-sulfur lyase activity
Source: RefSeq, a predicted model, not a curated record